Messenger RNA from Ctenopharyngodon idella (grass carp), 2480 nucleotides. It is a transcript of the gene chrna2b, whose product is annotated as cholinergic receptor, nicotinic, alpha 2b (neuronal). The record is from RefSeq and is a predicted model, not a curated record. Lineage: Eukaryota; Metazoa; Chordata; Actinopteri; Cypriniformes; Xenocyprididae. The transcript has 6 exons. The coding region runs from base 543 to 2195 and encodes 550 amino acids. Gene Ontology annotation, cellular component: synapse; postsynaptic membrane; neuron projection. Gene Ontology annotation, molecular function: acetylcholine-gated monoatomic cation-selective channel activity; transmembrane signaling receptor activity. Gene Ontology annotation, biological process: monoatomic ion transmembrane transport; regulation of membrane potential; chemical synaptic transmission.
CCCUGGAAACAGCAGGAGCCGGUCAUGAGUACAUCUGUGCACUUUGUGACACAAAUGGAGUUACUCUGGGAUACAUCUAAUUCUAAAAAUCCUUAUUUUUGGAUGCAAAUGGAAAUAAAUGAUACUUUUGCAGCACGGAAUCUGUGUUCCUGAUCUUAAACUGAACAGGUGCGCAAAAAUUAAGCUUAUCAUCGUGCCUUUUCACGUAGAGAGAAGGAAACUUCGAGUUUGGAGAAAUAUGGAUAAACACUGGAUUUAUGCAACUUAAAUCGAAACAUAACGCCGAUUCUGCCAGCACUUAAAAUACACGUGAUAAAAAAAAAUAAUAGCUAAUUAUAAAUAAUAACUUAAUAAAAAUAAUAAUAAUAACUUGUGAGGAGAACAUAUCGCCUCGAAUUGCCUACAACCACCAGCCCCAGAUGUAGUAGCCUAUGACACCACAACAGAAAACACAGAAACCAUGAAAAAAACUGAAUUCUACGGAAACUGUCGCGUGGAAUAGAGCUGGAAAAAAUAGAAAUGCUUUGAAACUAAUUGGCUGUAUGAUGGAGCGCUUUGAGAAUCAGUUCCUGCGGAUUACUCUUCUCUGCACUAUCCUAUGUGAGUCAAUUUCUUGUUGUGAGAAGAUUGACUCACACGCUGAAGAUGAACUCUUCAAAAAGCUCUUUGACGGCUACAACAAGUGGUCAAGGCCUGUACCAAACACCUCUGAUGUUGUCAUCGUCAAGUUCGGUUUAUCUAUCGCCCAGCUGAUUGAUGUGGACGAGAAGAAUCAGAUGAUGACAACAAAUGUCUGGCUAAAGCAGGAGUGGAAUGACUAUAAACUACGCUGGAAGCCUUCAGACUACGACAAUGUGACUUCUAUCAGGGUUCCGUCUGAACUUAUCUGGGUCCCGGAUAUAGUCUUGUACAACAAUGCAGAUGGGGAGUUUGCGGUGACCCACAUGACCAAAGCCCACCUCUUCCACACAGGUAAAGUGCGCUGGGUUCCACCUGCCAUCUACAAGAGCUCAUGCAGCAUCGAUGUCACCUUCUUCCCCUUUGACCAGCAGAACUGCAAGAUGAAAUUCGGCUCGUGGACUUAUGACAAAGCCAAGAUCGACCUGGAGCGCAUCGAGAACACGGUGGACUUGAAAGAUUACUGGGAGAGUGGUGAGUGGGCCAUCAUCAAUGCUGUUGGCACCUACAACACCAAGAAGUACGACUGCUGCCAUGAGAUCUACCCAGACAUCACCUACUUUUUCAUCAUUCGCCGUCUUCCGCUCUUCUACACCAUCAACCUCAUCAUCCCCUGCCUGCUCAUCUCCUGCCUAACCGUGCUGGUUUUCUACCUCCCGUCAGACUGCGGUGAGAAGAUCACAUUGUGUAUCUCAGUCCUCCUCUCCCUCACUGUCUUCCUGCUGCUUAUCACAGAAAUCAUCCCGUCCACCUCGCUCGUGAUCCCGCUCAUUGGCGAAUAUCUGCUCUUCACUAUGAUCUUCGUCACCCUGUCCAUUGUUAUCACGGUCUUUGUGCUUAACGUCCAUCACCGAUCGCCCAGCACUCAUAAGAUGCCCCGCUGGGUUCACUCAGUCUUCUUGGAUUUGAUCCCACGGUGGCUGUUUAUGCGCAGACCUGCACCGGACAGCCGUCGCAGGCAGAAACUCCUCCUCCUGCAGCGGCAGGGCCAAGGAAUGACGUCACGGGUGCUUGGACCGGCAAACACAAGCCUCAGUACCUCUACUAGCUGGUUCAGAGGGGAGAACUCUGGGGAGGAGUCCCGCAGGCGCUUCUGUUAUAAGGACUUAGAACUGGGGACACUGUCCUCUGCGAUCUCCCUUUCACUCCAAACUGCUUCGCCCUGCCCUCUUGGCUCAACUCCACCUCCUCUACAGAAAUUCAGUCCCUCCCCUAGACUGGAGAUGGGCACAGCUUCCAGGCAGCCCUGUGGAAGAGCUAAUGUCACAAAGAGGCCUGACAACCUAAUACCAGACAAGCCAGGGUUUCCGCUCUCCCCCAGUGUCCUGCAAGCUCUGGAGGGGGUUCACUAUAUAGCAGACCACCUGAGAGCAGAAGAUGCUGACUUUAGUGUAAAAGAGGACUGGAAGUAUGUUGCUAUGGUAAUAGACAGAAUCUUCCUAUGGAUGUUCAUCAUAGUAUGUUUGCUGGGAACAAUCGGGCUCUUUCUCCCACCCUGGCUCGCAGGCAUGAUCUAGAAAACACGCCAGUGAGUACAUUAUAUGAACAACAAGGACUUCUAAAUUAUGGGCUUCCACAGGAAGAACCAGCAUGGGGGCACAAAGCCCCUCCUAGCAGGGAUAUUUCCCCUGCAUGGGGUAAGAAGAUGCAUGUUUGACAUCAGGAAUGUGGCACCAAAUGCCUGAUAUUUUUUUUAGGACAGAAAUUGAGAGGAGAGAAGCUUGUAUAUGAAAACGCUUGUAUUUGAAUGUACUGUAUAACCUUGAAUAUUAUUGUCCAAAUUAAAAGUGCCAACUGGAUAA